AGGAAAGAAGAAGAAAAUUUUUUGAUUCGGUUUUAAGGUUUUGAUUUGGAAAUUUAUUAUUGCAUAUAUUUCUUAUUUAUUUUGUUGGAAGCGCAAAUCCCCUCCGCAACUGUAAAUAAAAACAUAGAACGAAGGAAAAAGAAAAAGUAGAAUUCCAUUGACGUAUUAGUUUGUAUGCAUUAUCAGGAUUAGUUACAUUGAACAACUUCAUAGACAUAACUGCUUAUUUUGCAACGUAAAACGAAGAAAAAAUAUAUCCUCCGACAAACGAAUUUUAUGUGCAACAAAUUCUUCCAAAUAUGGACUUAUCAUCCUCUUCUUCGAGUUCCACAACACCAGCAACGGCAAAGGCAACGUCCUCGACCGGCAGAAAACCGCUAAAUCCGGAGAACAGCAUAGAAUCCAUAAACAACGAUACCGCCGGCAGCAACAGUUUAUACGACAGUGCUAUGGAUAAUAUGACAACAUUCGUUUCAUUUAGUGAGAGUGCCAAUAACAACAGUACAUUAAAUUCGACUACAAACAGCAGUACUCCAAUUACCACCACGUCGAGUGAGAAUUUUUCACAAUUGAACUCCUCUUCGGCUUCGUCCGGUUCAAUGGAUUUUGACACAACGUUAAAUGGCGACUCGGACGCAGCACUCAUAUCAGAUAAUGUGGCGCUAGUAGAAAAUGAUUUUGGCCCAUCAUACGCCCAUGUUCCGGUUAACGAUAAUCACAAUGUCAUAAAUGCUAGCAUGCUACUUAUUCAGUCGGAGAGUACAGAUACCAACACUUCCCAAGAGGAAGUCGAUCCAAAAUCUAAACUAGCUAAUAAGACAAUAUUCAAAACGGAUAACCCCGAUUUGUCAAUUAUAGAAAUUAAUGAGAAUUCGGUUAGAGAUCAAGAUAUCGAAAAUUCCAUUGUGGUCAUUGAAACUUCAUCUGAUGAAGACUUAUCGGAAUCGAUUGACAAACAAAAGCAUAGCAUGUCGAAAGCCGAAACUAAUGCGGCGCAAAAUGCGACAACAUCGUCCGCCAAUAAAACGGCAUUGACCCAAAACAUACCGGCUGAGAACGCUUCAGAUAAACGACGUCGAAAGGCUGAAUCCCUUAUAUAUUCAAGUAAGCAAAAGCUUAACAUUGCCAUAGCCGAGGCAUCGGCUGCAGAAACGGCUUCGCCUGCAUCUGUCGGUGACGCCAGUGCUGUGGCAAAUGUAACGCAACCUCAGACAAAGCGCGAAAUCAAAAUAUAUGAUACACUUGAGGAGUUUGAGAGGAAUCUACCAUCAACGGUAACAGUGCUGGACACGCCGUUUGGUAGUAAAGUCUAUUUAGUUGGUACUGCUCAUUUCAGCGAGGAAUCACAGGAUGAUGUCUCAUUUGUAAUCCGUAAUAUCCGUCCAGAUGUUGUUAUGGUAGAAUUAUGUCCAUCGCGCAUUCCAAUUCUAAAACUCGACGAAAAAACUCUUUUGGAGGAAGCCAAGAGUUUCAAUUUGGCAAAGAUUCGCAGCAUUAUACAUUCGCAUGGUUACAUUAAUGGAAUAUUUUUUAUUUUGCUCCUUCAAAUGAGUGCUCAAAUUGCCAAAGACUUAGGCAUGGCGCCUGGCGGUGAAUUUCGCCGGGCUUUUGAAGAAAUCCACAAACUGCCAGGAUGUAUGCUACACCUGGGGGAUCGGCCAAUCCGGGUUACAUUACAUCGGGCUUUAAGAGCUCUAUCCUUGUGGCAAACCGUGAAACUGGUGUGGCGUCUUACUUCCUCGGACACCAUUAGCAUAGAAGAGGUGGAGGAGUGCAAACAACGCGAUCUCUUGGAAAAACUAAUGCAGGAAAUGGCUGGUGAAUUUCCGGAAUUCUCGGACGUAUUUGUCAAGGAGCGGGAUUUGUAUUUAUGUCAUUCCCUGCAAAUGGCUGCUCUGCCACUACUCCCAGCUGAUGGCUCUGGCGAACCUCGCCCCGUACGUGUGGUAGGAGUGGUCGGCAUCGGGCAUGCUAAUGGCAUUGCUAAAAUGUGGGGCAAUGUCGAUGCCCACAUAAUUCCCACUAUCAUGGAGAUACCGCCGGCCAGUUUAAGUACGCGUAUAUGUAAAUAUACAGUAAAGUAUGGCCUCAUCGGUUUGACACUGUAUGGUGCAUUCAAACUGCUCCGACCGCAUUUAGGGCGCUUGCGUUGAGCCGAAAAGGGCACGAGCACAUAGUGAUUAUUGAUUAUUAGCUAUAAUUUGGCAAAUUUGUUAACAAGUAUAUAAGUUUUUAUUUGAAAAUUUUACAUUAAAGGUAUACACAUCAUUCUUCAAGAAGUUUAUGCAAGAUGCAAAAUAAACAAUGUUAUUUACAAAAUACAUUCAUUAAUGCAUACAUAUUCAAGACACAACAACUAUUCGAUAUUUUAAUCAAAUUUUGAAAACGACAUUUUAAAUGUAUAACGAAAAUCGCUCAUCUCUGAUUUGAAUGUUAGUUCCUCUAUGCCGUUUUGUCAUUACCACCUCAAUCCCCGACCAACGUCAAGUAUCUACAGCAAACUAAUGUGAUUUGAAAACCAACAUACCGGACACACAUACAUAAAUAUAUAUAUAUAUAUAUAUACAUACAUACAUAUAUUAUUAAAAACAACUCCUUCACAUUCCAAUUAUUUACAUACACAAAUAAACCCAUGCGUACACAUACAUACAUACGUAUAUGUUUGCCUGUGUUUAUAUUAUUUUGCCAACAUGCAAGUGAUAUACAUACAUACAUACGUGUGAGGAAGGUAUGUACAUGCGAGAAAGUCACGAAAUAUCAUCAAAACAAAUUAAAAAAAGGACGAAGGAGAAUGUAACCAAGUUUUAUAUCCUCAACUUAGUUUUUAAUUGUAAAUGUUUGAAACUGUAUUUAAAUCCCAAUAGCCUGUGCAUUUAUUACAUGUUGCAUGUAGAUGGUAUGUAAAUGUAAUACAUAGAAAUCAAAUAAAUCCCUUAUUUUAAAAUAA
This is a messenger RNA of Stomoxys calcitrans (stable fly), 2947 nucleotides long. Its product is annotated as traB domain-containing protein. The record is from RefSeq and is a predicted model, not a curated record. The coding region runs from base 300 to 2153 and encodes 617 amino acids. Lineage: Eukaryota; Metazoa; Arthropoda; Insecta; Diptera; Muscidae. The transcript has 5 exons.